Messenger RNA from Porites evermanni, 12990 nucleotides. The record is from the annotation of a GenBank genome assembly. NCBI's taxonomy places the organism in Eukaryota, Metazoa, Cnidaria, Anthozoa, Scleractinia, Poritidae.
GUUUCUCUUGUUCCGCUAGCUUGUGCAUGUGUAUUCUAUUUUCUGUUUCGUGUGGAAAGCUUUGAUAAUUAUGUUUUAUUAGUAGCACCAGCCCAAUGUAGCAAGAAUUCUAAACACGCGCCGCGAAACGUGAUUGGCUGGCAAAAUGGCAGGUCCGAUAUGGGCAUGCGUAAUUUGACGGGAAACUGCACGUGUCAAAAGAAUAUAAAAACAACAAAGCUUCCUUCUUGGUCUUAGAGAUAUUGUGUCAUUAACAGGGAGGUAUCCUUUAUGUUUUUCUAUUUAUCUAUAGCUUUUAUGUCGACCGCAGUCAUUUGGGUCUCUUCGUAACCGUGGUCCGUUGAGAAUAGGAUGCCAUCAAGCAUGUUGGACUCAAAUUUUUGCCCGCCUAAGGCGAAAAAAUUGGCCCAUAGUUGCCGAAACGCCAGUUCUGCCAGGUUUACGUACUGUGUACCGCCUUUACAUAGAUUAUCGACAAACACAAGGAUAUUUCAACCCGAAGAGAUGGAGUCCCGGAUUAUUUUGCCACCAUCGUUGUUGACUCAUUUAAGCGAAGAGGUUCUAGUUCUUAUUUUAGAAUAUUUGGACUUCAGGAGUCUUGUAAUGAUGGGCAAGACUUGUCGUCUAUUUCACCGACUCUGCCUCUCAGAUCUCAUAUGGCGUCAUCGAUGUAGGGUGAGUUGUGUUUAUGGAUCAUUUUGUUAGUUUGGACGAAGCGACUCAUUGUUGUUUUGGAUUAGGUCGUUUCUUUAUGAGUGUCAGAGCAAUUCUGGCUGUUUCGUUUCUUCGUCUUUGUUCGGUGUAAAGAGAAUGCCACCCCAAAACAUCGUCCCUCGCAGCCGAGAAAACUACAAGCAAACCCGUCACCGCGACCAAACAACCGCGGAAAAUCUUUGUUUGGGAAUGUAAACUUCGAGGCGCUCCGUUCGUUAUUCUUUACAAACUUACUCAGAGCUUGCUUGGUUAUCAUUUUGGAGUGGCGUUGUCUUUUUUUAUUGCCUUCCUCGUCCCUGAUGAUGUAGAAAAGCAUUUUCUGUUUCCCAUUUCCGAUUUCCGAAUGCCAUGUGGUAGUUAUACCCGUUCGGGCAGAGUAUUUGGUAGAAAUUCGGUUUUCUUCGCCCGAAUUGAAUCGAAUUGGUCCAGAGAAGUAUGAGCAAAUAGGCAAUAUUUCUAUUUUGGGUUUAAGCUUCUCGAAAUUUUGAUAUUUCGAAAAAAUUCGUGCGUUACAAGUAGCGAAGAGGGCAAGGCUUUUCAUUAAGGUCUAAUAUAUAAUUCAAGAUAUGAAAGCUGGCAAGAAAUUCGAGAUGUAUUUCCCAGCGAUAUUAUUCUGUGAAACGUUGAGGAGAAAAGAGCGAAAGGAUUUGUGUUAUGAUGGAGCGAAAAAGAUUCUUUGAGCGAUCGAGCGUGUUUGCUCCAUUCAGCGCCUAGCGUAUCCGGGUUGCAAGGAAAGAGGGUGUAUGUCGGCGUGCCUCAUUUCAUGUGAAGUUGGAGGGUUAUUGAAAUGGUAAUGAAGAGAUCGAUUUCAGUGAACCCAAGUGGUCGGUGUUGAAUAGAGGGCUUGUGUUGAAUACUGUGACAGAAUACUUUGCCUUCUUGUGAUACUUUCUUUAUUACCUACAUCAUUUUAUGCUAUAUAUGAAGUCGCUAAUGCCUUUCUCCCGUUUCAACUCUCCUCGCUUUCGCUCUCAAGAGGAGACCGGGCAUCUCUGUCUCCUUUGUCAACACCGUGUUGAUUUUGCAUGGUAUAAGAGCUUGUCCAAGUAGUGAAAUAUGCACAGCUUUUUUGAACAAGAGGACAUGAAUAAAUAAAUUGAGGCUUUUGAAAGGAAAUUUACGCGAUAUUAUCUGAACCGGAAUCGAUUGUUUUGUAUUUCUUUGGCCAGGCCUGUGGCAGCUGCACCGUGUUUGGCCACUGAACUACAUUCACUUUAUUUCUCUUAAAAAGGCUCCUGUCUGUCGCUAAUUGCAGGUAUUUUCUCAAGUUCCAAGCGAAGGAGAAAGUAUAGUUGUCAAGCCCACAAGCGGUCUUUCUGUCUAUGUGCUUCAGCUUCGCGUUGAGUCAAAAUUGUUUCUUGUAGCCGGCCACUUCGAUCGUGUAGUGCAGCCGUUUUCAUUUCAUUAGGGGUUUUCCCAAAGGCAAUUAUCGAUUCAUAGCCAUCGCUCUCGCGGUCCGAAAAUUUCAGUUUUUACAGUAAUGGACACAAGGUGUUUAAUUAAUUUUAGAGGAAGCUGUGGGUUUCAUGAAAAAAAAUUAUUGCAACAGCAGUCCCAAUUGGAUUAAAUUGACAUGCCCAAACCUAAUGUAAUGGACAUGUACAUUCUAUACUUUUCAACAGUAAUAUCAUGACUGUCUCCCGGUUUAUAUCACAUUUAUUUUAAGCCGACCAAAAAGAAUCAGUAGCUAUAUAAAGUGUAAGUGUUAUAAUUUUCCAGGAUUUGCAACAAAUUUUUAUUUUCACUAUUUGAAUUAUAUGUAAUCUCUUCAGAACUGCUUUUAAAAGGAGAAUGUGGAACUUUAUCAGAUUUUUUGUCAACCUUUAUUACUUUGUUCCUGAGUGAUGUUCAGUUUUUCGUAAAGCUAAGCAUUCCUACAUUACAGGAUUACCACCACAACAAGGUUCACUUUUAGCAAGACAUUAAUAAUAAUUGCUUGUUCCCAGUUAGCCCAAUAUUCUUGAUUUUGGGCAGAAAAGUUUCUCAUAUAUGUGACAUUCCUUUUUCCUCUGGCGUGGAGAUAAGUUUUGCAAGGUUCAGCAAAAUACUUGAACAUGUUCCUAGUUUAGCCUUCAAUGUAGCUUGACCCGCAAAGUGUAUUUCUCUGUUCUUAAUGGCUUAAAAUUGGGGGAAAUUGUAUUUACUUUAUUUUCAAACGUAUUAGUAAACAUCAAGCUUUUCUUUAAAGUGCAAUUAUAUUUCUAGUUGCACAUUUAGUGUCAAAAUGGUUGUACAGCAAUCCUCAUUGCAUUGAUACCUUGUUCUCGUUUUGACAAACUCUUUCAAAGUUUAAACAUGAAAAAAUCCAGAAUAUUUUCUACCAUGGAAAUUAAAAUCCUCUUAUAUCGCAGAACCCUCAAUUUUAAAUCUGACAGAGGGGUUGGCAAUAUUGGUGCUUUCCCUCCUUUGCCAACGCAAAUACAUAUGCUAGUCCCCUUUGUUGGCGAAAACAACAGAAUAUAAAAUUUUCUAGUUUAAUAUGUUGUUUUGCCCUGUUUCCUUUUUCCUUUAACCCAAUCAGUUUUGCUUAAAAACGUUCUUAACUUUAUUGAAAUUUUCUGAAAACCGAUAAUUAAUGUCUUAAAUUGUGCAUUAACAUGUACUAAACAAAUAUGCCUCCUGUUUUGCCUACAAAUAUUUAGCUGCUUAGUUGACUAUAAAGUAAUUAUGAAACUGUAUUUUCCAUGUUUUGUUUAGGGGUAAUUUAAAACCACUGUGCAGGUUGCCAGUAGGCACACUCUACAACUCUUACAAGUCACCUAACUGGCAAAUGUUCUCUAAAUUAAGUUUCCAACUCGUUUUUAAUAGUAAGACUAAUAUAUUUCUAGAAAAAUUAUAUUAUCGCUUCCUUUUGUCAUGUCACAAAUAGCAGCUAAAUUAAGCUGCUGGAAACUAUGACAAGGGAAGAAGGCAUUAAUUAAUCUGUACAACAGUGUUUGUCACAUUAAUAUAUUCCUUUUUAAAUUCUGAACUGGUUUAAAUAAUUUUUGUAGAGUGCUCAACUUUUCAGGAACGAUAAAUAGUAUGGUGGGAUUGUAGUUCCAGGUAUAUGCUACAGCGCUGUUUCAUUUUCGUAUUAUUUAAUUUAAAGUCAAUAGUAACUUGUUAACAUUAGUAUAAUAUUGUCAGCAUGUAAAAUUAAAGUUCACAUACUGUAAUUGCCUGAGAAGUGUGGUCACCUUUACACCAUACAAAAGAGACCUGUAGCAAUAAAGCAAAGUAUAGGCUUUGGAACCCCAUUUCUAUGGUGAAAUUAUUAUAUUCCUGUUAAGCAUACUUCACUCAUCUAUACAGGGUAGCUUAAUAAGAUCAAAUGGCCCUCUCCUUGCUUUUGUUUGACUUGCUCAACAAAGACCUUCAGCUUGACAUCUGAGCUAAAGCAGGGAAGGCCAUCUGUUCUUACAGGCCACUUCUUCCAAGGGCACAUUUUGAUCUUGUAAGCAUAAUCAAUCAUAAAAGGCAGGCAUUCUCCAAUAAUAUGUCAUCUCUUGUUUUGCUUCUUAUUUCAGGUGGAUUUUGGUCUGGCAACAAGAUGGUCAGAAUAUACUUUCAUUUACCUCUACGAAAUGUUCUACAAAGCCGAAGUUCUUAAAAAUGAUCACAAUUUUUUCAGACCAGUUAGUCAACUUAAAACUUCUGUUAUAGUUUGGUAUCUUCUAAACCCAGUUCCUCCUUCUCAAAGUGUUAGCCAUUUAACAGCGAGCCAAGCAAAGUCAAUAUGGGGAUUAACAGAUGAAGAGUUAGAAUCAAAUUACCAUGAAUCAGAUAGAGGUAUGUUCAGUUAAUUCUGUGAUAAGUUCUCUUUUGUUAUUGUUGGAGAGUAUACAAAUGUACAUCUAUACCAGUUGAAUUAAGACCCUUGAAAUUCUGCAUUGCCAGAAUUCAAGUAUGUUGUUGUCCAUUUCCUACAAGCUACAAUGUAUAGGAUGAAUACCAGUAGUGUCUUGAUGACCCCUUUUUUCCAAUUUUUUUGAGUGGGGCAUUUUUAACUGAAGCAAAAAUGUGCUAAGUGGUUAAAAAAUGAAAUGUAUGUGCUCCUUUGGGAGAUUGUCCUUGUAAUAGCAUUCUGAGUGGCAUUAAAAAUUCAUACCAAUAUUACCCUCUGAAAAGCUUCCAAAUGUUACAUUUGGAUAAUUUAUUAUGAUGUCUCUGAGUUUUCCAUUUGUUUCACUUGCAGGGAGAGAUAUUCACGAGGACUUCCCAUCUAAUUACUAUGAAUGGACUAGUUUAUACAAACUUUUUGUUAGGAAACAUGGAGGAAUUAGGCAAAUGCAGACUUAUGUUCUCAAGAGAUGCCUGAGAAAUCGACAAGCUCUUGAGGAGCACUUUCAACUUUCUUUGCAUUCUUCGCGGCAACAGAAGUGGUAUCAGUUUUUAGAGGACAGAGAUGCAGGAAAUAGGAAGGCACUAAAAGCAUUAACAGAGCAUAUGCCAAGAGUAACACACAGCUAUAUGCUUCACCAGGUACAUGGAAAAUUUAAAUCGGACCUUCUGGUGUACAACCAAAAGUGCCCACCAUCAAUAUCUUGAGAAAAAAUCUUAAAUUUCAUCAGCCUGCAUAUUGAUGUCUUAGCUUUGCCAAGGAAAUAAGGGAUAGGUGCAUGCAAGAUAAAAAUUAUUUUAACAAAGUUGGUAAUGGCACCACAGAAGAGGUUUUAAAAUUCAUAUGUUACACCAUAGAAUACAUACAACUUGAAUACCAAAUACAGUCAAAACCUGCUUUAUGGACAUACACUUAUGCAGACAUGUCAUUGUUACGGCCAGUUUUUUUUGUGCCUGGGAAAAGAAAGUCCUUACAUGUUCUGUAAAUUCAACCCACUUAAUACAGACACCCAUAUCAUCAGCCUGCAUAUAGAUGUCUUAGCUUUGCCAAAGAAAUAAGGGAUAGGUGCAUGCAAGAUAAAAAUAAUUUUAACAAAGUUGGUAAUGGCACCACAGAAGAGGUUUUAAAAUUAAUAUCGUUACACCAUAGAAUACAAACAACGUGAAUACCAAAUACAGUCAAAAUCCGCUUUAUGGACAUACACUUAUGUGGACAUGUCAUUGUUACGGACAGUUUUCUUUGUCCCUGGGAAAAGAAAGUCCUUACAUGUUCUCUAAAUUCAACCCACUUAAUACAGACACCCUGUUAAUACAGGUACUCUGUUUGUGUCUGUAUUAACGACGUUUGACAGUGGCUAGAGAUUCAGGUUGUCACAUUAAAAGCUCAGGAGACAUUGAUUUACAUUGAUUUUAUUGCUGCACUUCUUUGUUGCAAGCCAGCAACGUAGUGUUAAAAUAGGAAUAAAAAAACGUGUAGCCCAAAUCAAUUAGCUUCUUCUAACUAAAGACUGGUUAUAGCACAUGCGUGGGUGGGCAAGUGGGUGUAUCAGAGGUGGCCAUUGGGUGGGCACCUUUAUGUGACUAUAAACAAAGUAGUUCAUACUUACUGGGUUUGCAGGCUUGAAACUUAAAGGCAACACCAAAUGAAAUAAUUUUCAGUUGGUAGACAAUAUAAUGUUUUAUUUUAUCAACCCCCAAACAUUUGUGAGUCGUGAAUUUUCUUUGUCAGAACAGUCUUUGUAUUGCUAGGUGGAAAUACACAGUUUCUUAUGUAAAAACACCACUUUCCCAUAUCUGAAUUCCAAAAACCCUCACUUUUAAAAGGAGGCUAAGUGCAAAAUCUUCUUUGUGAAAAUGCUCUGUUUGCAUGAGAAUAAAAAAUACUUUCAUCUCAAUGGCCUUGAACUUAACCUUGCUUUGAAACAGGGGCUUGGAGCAAAUUGGAAAUAGUUUCUUGGUGACGGGAGGGAAUGUUUUUCUUUAGGUUUAUCAGGACGACAGUGCAGAAUGCAUCCACUGUACUUGUAUUCCGCGUUAAUGAAACUCACUGGUUUUCAAUUCUUUUUGUACCAGAUAACAGCAAUGUACAUAGAUGGACACCUCAAAGGUGGGUUCCAAACAGUCAAAGCAUACGCAGACUUUUGUGGAUAUUUCAAGAACUGGUUAGAUGCCAAGAGCAUUAAGCUGUGGGUACCUCGUCAAGGUGAACUAGUGGCUGAGGAUUACAGGGCAUGCCUUGAGUAUGUCAAUGGCGAGGUAUGUUGCAGUUUAUCAAGGAAGUUCUGAUAAAUAUUGUUUGUUGUUUUCCUCCCUUGCUUGUUUAGGUGAUCCAUGUUCUGAUUCAGCUGUAGUGAAUUUUUGUAACUUCUUCAUUUACUUUUGCUCUCCUUGCUUUUUUAUCGCUUGAAAAAAAAAUUGCAAAAAAAAGAAGUGACAAUCGUAGCGGUUCUUUAACUACACUCCAACAUCCUAAUAAGCAAGAACCCAAGAAUGCCAUUUCUCAUCUUUGUUAAUCUACUGUGUUAUUUACUGGUCAACAGCUAUCAAGACAUGCAGAGGAGAUUGAGUUAACUGUGAAUGAUUUCAUGAGCAAGGCUAAACCUUACAUUGAAAGACUUCAUGAAGUUUGGGUGUGGCAGAACCGCAAAGGCACUGCAUACAGAAAGGAACACAGGCCAAAUUCAGUUGUACGACGGCACAAGUGUUACAGGUAAAGAUCCUAGGACAGUAGCUAUACCGGACAUAAAUUCCCUGUUAAAUUACAUGGUUCGUACAGGUCAUGGAAAAUCCAGAAAGUUGUGAAAUUUAGGAAUAACACUUAGUCAUGGAAUGUAAUUGUCAUCCCUUAAAAGUCAUGGAAUACUAAAGCUGUGGUAAGUGGCUCAGUUACUGCCACUUGUUUGUUUCUUCAAGUUCCUUCAAAGUUUGUGUUGUGUCGAUUUGCUAAAUGGGUCGAUAAACACUGCUAAUGGCUAGCGAUAGUACAUUGUAUAUGACCUGCAGGAUGGCCAGUCUACUGUACUUUCUUCUCUAUUUACGACUGAGAAAAACGACUGGAUGGCUUUUUUUAUUGUAUUUUAGACAGUGUUGGCUAGGCAAGAUCAAUUUUAUUUUUGAUAGUCUGUUACCUCGGCAACAGUCUGUACUGUCGUAACUAAACAAGUGAAGAAGACAAAAUCGUUGUUUAUUUUUUAACUUGGCCUUUAUCAAUAUACUAGAAAUUUAGAUUUCAAGCCUGUUUGCAUAAAGUAUUAAAAAGCUAUUUACCCAUAGUUUGAAAUUUUUCUUUAAAGGCAUCGGUAUUUUCAAAGUGACGCAGACCCUACUCAUAGCCUAUUGAAAUUAUGUUGUUAGUAUUUUAAUUAAUGAGCCACUUGAGGCAAAAUGAAGUCAUCCUUUGCGUUCAGUAAUAGAGCCGCUCGAGUGUGUCAGUUCAAUUGCCUUUAUUCUUCACCAAAGUACUUGACUGUCGGCGCUCUUUCAGCUUAUUGUUGUUUCAGCCUCGGUUUUUUUAAAAAUUCUUUACAGAUGCUAGUUUACUUUAUCUCCAGUUUUCUCGUUAUUUAUCCUUUAAACCGUAAGAUCAAAAUUUGAAUUCUCAUUUGUUGCUCCUAAUCAUUUUCUACAGAAGUAGUGGGGAGAAGUUGAUAAAAUAUCAAGCAAAUUCAUCUUGUGUGGUCAUGUCCGUAAUUCUCAUGACCACUCUGUUUUACAAAGCGUUGAUAUUACAAGGAGAAAUUAGGUGCUGAUCUCACUUAGGGUUUUUUUAAGGGAAUUCAGUUGUAAAAUUGCCCUGCUUUGACAGCUAGUCCAGAAUUGACUUUAAAGGAACUUUGUCAUAGUUUGUAUUUUAUGAUCCGUGUUAAUUUCCAUUACCCACUGGAAAAAUAUACAAACCCUGCGCUCAAUAUUCGUUACUUCCCUAAGAAAGCAUUGCCACAGUUUCUCAAGAAACUAACGUUUUUAUUCAUUAGUUCUUAUAGUUCACUUUUACUUCUCUUCUUCCGUUUUACUAAAGAUAAUUUGUUCACUGUCAAAUGAUGACUUGUAACAACUCCUGACCUGACUCUUUUGAAAUAUAGCGAAUUUUCUGCUCUGCAGGACCUUCUGGAAGCCUUUUGUUCGAUGUCUAUUGUUUCUAUUUGAAGCAACUGUGCUUUUGACGCAUUUGAGCGUUUUUCUCACCCAAGUCUUUUAAGUGCUUUGGCGGCAGAGUCUUGGUGUCUCGCAUUAGCACAUGAUCAACAAACACUUAUAUUGUAUUCUUACUCGUUAGUUCGUCACUUGAACAUAUUUGCUUUCGGUCGUGUGCUAAACAAGUAAGAUCACAAAAACCUUUCUCAAGCACCCCCUUGAGGUUAACUGAUCAGUAUUUCAAUUUAUGAUCCGCGAUAUUCGGGCUUGUGGGAAGAGAUUGGGACAUAAUUAGCUAUAUUUUUAAGCCACAUGCACAACAUUGCCACAUAGCCGUCAUAACAAUCUUUGAAUAUCAUUUGGACAUAGAAAUGCCUUAUAGUGUGGUUAAGAACUGCUCCCGGCUAUAGACUUAUAUCCCUUCGCAGAUAAUGCGUUGAAGCGUAGAGAUUACAGAUUUACAUUUACGAUUGAAUCAUUUCUGAUCUCGCAUUUCUGUUUUUUCAUUUCACCGAUGCUUAUUUUAGUUUAGUCUUUGUCAUUCUCAGACAAUGGAAAUAAAUAUCAGGCUAUAUUUUGAAAAGACUGUGUCUGUAUUUGGACAUAAUAUAUCUGCAAGUCCAAUUCCUAAUAUCGUAUCAUAAAAGCGAAACAAAACGUAACAGCUAUUGAUGUUCUUGCUUUUAGAGGCCCGAUAUUUGAGUUAUUGCUUGAGAUUGUUUUCCUCGUCACGUCCUCGACUACGUUAGCUGUGAAGUUUAAAAUAUCGAAGGAGUUUUAAAUAUUUAAGGAAUGUCAGCCUUACUGUUUUUUUUUUCGGGUAACCGAGUCAUGUUUUUCGUGUUAAAAAAAAGUUCUCUGUACACCAAAUCGAACCUAGCCAUAAUAUUGUGAUGAUAAUUGAACAUUUUAGUACUAACGAGAAAACGGCUACUUUUUUCUUAGGAAAACGUGAAAACUGUACAAAUUUACAAGUCUGUUAUAUAAUCUGUUAUAUUCUUUAAUACAAUGGAACCCCGUCGUUAUUACGGCCACUUUUUUGGCCGCCCGGCAAAAACGACCAUACAUUUUCUUGUAACGAAACCCUCGUUAAUACGGUCAUCUCGUUGUUACUGCCAAAUGUUUUCGGCCUAUUGGUGACCGUAUUAACGGGGCUCCACUGUACUGGAAAACAAACGGUUUAUGUUUCCUGCGAAAGUAUCCUACAGAGGUCAAAGGAAGUAGGACGUGGCUCAAAAGUUAGAACUACGUUUAACAUGUCGCCAUAUUAAAGAAAGUGCUAAGGCGUUAGGCAUAUUAUAGAGUGAAAAUAAGUGUGUCCUUGUAUUUGGCAAACAGGAACAAAAAAUAGCGUAAAAAGUAGACGUUUUGGCGUCAUCGUAACGCCAUCAAGGCUUUUUAGGCUUUUAAGUACGUGUUUCUGUUUCGGUGAAUCUCUGUAUUUGUUGUGCAAUAUACGCCACUUUGUUGUUACUUUGAUUUUUGAAGUAUUACUCAGCCUCAAGCAUUUUCCACUUUUUCGAAAUCACUCAAAAGUCGUUUUGUUUUCCUCUUUCUUAGGGAAUUUCUUGAGAAGGGAAAUCUCGAAGACUUCACUCGACUGAAGAUGUUUUUUGAAAGGAAAGAGAUCGUGGUAGCUUGGUUUAAGGAUAAUAGCUGGCUUCACACGCUGCUUGGAGACUAUGUUAUGAGGCCGCUUAGACCGGCCUGUUUAUCAUCUGAUAUAUCUUCCUCCCACUUCUCAGCUGACUGUGUUUCAAGCUUGGUUCAAAGGUAAGACACUCGUGCUUGAAUUUCGUUCGUAGUCUAGGAUCACUCAUCAAUCAAUUUUGACGAAGAGAGGUGAAAGAAAAAAAAACGAAAAUAACUGAAAGAAAAGUGAAUGCGUCUCGAAAUGUACUUUUCUAUUUUCUCAAUGUAAACUGAAAGAAACCGGCGUGAAUCGGCGGGCGAGCGCGAUUAGUUCACGGACGCACUUGAGUGGUCUUCACGCGCGCGCGUUGAUUUAAUAAAAAUACGGCAGAAAAGAAAGCGGACAAUCCAGUUUCGCGGACUAGACAGCCACGCUUCUCGCGAUUUGAGUUAACGGAGAGAAUUUGAUGCCCGGAGAUGCAACGUGGUCGGGUUUAAUAUUCAUUGUGGACGUUUUUUUUUUGUUUGUGUAAUCUUGUCGGUAGCACACUUUUUCGUAGCCUCAGGUGCGGGCGGAUCUGUUCAUCAAUUCUUGUUGAAGUAUGAACACAGUUGAACAAACACUAAUGCCGCUAAAAUUGUUUUGGCGUCUGGUUUAAUUAUUCUUUUCACAAAAAAAGCCAUUUGUCUUGAUCUUGUAAAGAGAGCAGAAAAAUGAUUGCCGACCACUUCAAGUGGUGCGAUUUUGGCUUCGGUUUUGCAAAACUCUUUUUCCUUUUGUUUAAAUCGGAUAUUGCUCAAAGCUUAGUCAACUUAUACUUAGGGCCUCCAAAACAAGAGUUUGAUUGAACCUGUUUCCGCUGCGAGUUUUGGCGGUUUUCAUUUGCGCUAAUCCUGCACUUCUUGUGCGGAACUGAAACUAUAGCAAUGAUAUUAGGCACUUGUUGUGGGUUUUAUGUUACUCGCCGCCACUAGGAUUUGUGGUUUCCUUUAGGACCAAGAAAAGCCUUGCCGAUUAUAAUUGGUAGUGGCCUUCUAAUGACCACUUUCCCCGCCUAAAUUGUCUUUAGGCAUUUUAAGAUGCCACGACGGCAACGGCCAUGAAAAUGUCGCUUUUAAAAAGAGAAUUUGCGUUUUUUUAAAAUGUCUAUCCCGUUUAUUCCAACUCGCUUACUUUUUCAUAUGCAAGCGAGCUCUUUUGGAGCCGAAUUCCUUAAAACCGUCACUUACGUAUGUCCUCCAUAAAAGGUGAAAUGCGGCUUUUUCACGUCGUUGUCGUGCAGUGACAGCAUCGAAAUGUACAAAAAAGUGUGAUGCACGUGCAAAGCUGUUGCAUUUUUCACGUUCCCUUUGCCGUCGCCAGCGUUGGAAUCUUAAACUCCCAAUUAUUUGAUAUCGCCCUGUUUUGAGUCCCCUAAUGGCAAGUCUGUUUCGUUUCAGGUUUUUGGAGACGGGUUAUCGCUCGGACUUCAACAAAAUCCGCAUGAAAUUGUCGGAAAUGGCGAGUGUUCAGCUGCAAACCCUCGUGCGCAAGUCACGGCAGCUGCGAGACUCGAUUCAACAAGACAUGAUGAAGGAGGACUGUGUGUAUGUCAGCGAUUACGACGACAGAAAUGUCAUGAACUUUUUUGGCGGUGAUCAUUUUGAAUAUGGACGAAGGAUCGAAGUGGUUACCUUGGAUUAGAUUACAAACUAAAUCGCAACGCGUAAUAAUUCGUACGGUCGUUUCGCUUGCGAGUCGUUUCGCCCACGUCCUGUUCACUUACGUUUCAACUGCUUUUCGCUAACGUGUUAGGUAAGUUCGGCAACUGCUUUCGCCUGAUCAAUGACUGAAAGAACGAGUAUAUACAUACUUUUCGUACCAUGGCUGAGAGAACGAGGUAUCUACGUAAGCAGCGCUUCUUACGCGUAACGACAUAAGACGUUAGCGAACGGGAUGUUAACGAAACGACUCGUAGGCGAAACGACCGGUCACAGUAAUUAGUGUAUUCCCGUACUUCCUUCUUACCUUACUCUUGCCUGUAAGAUCAAGUUAAACAGUAAAAGCCCGCGAUUAAGAACCCACAUUUUACCAAGUUAGCCUAAACAGGCUCUUACAUGGAUGGUAAUUAGCACAAAUUUUGGCUAUUUAGGUUCUUGAAUAGGUUCUUAUUUUUUGAAGGAAAAAAAACAUUGUCGCUAAGAGUAUUUAGUGGUAUAUUCAGUUUAUUCCUUAUAAAUUAUAAAAUCUGCAUACCGUCACCCUGCAGUUGGAGUGAUAAGACAUCUAUGUCUCCAAAAAGGAUGCUGAAUGUUGACUUAUCUUAUUUGCCAAAGUGAACAGAAUUUUUUUUUUCUAGAUUGAAGAAAAUUAGAACCUGUUUCAAAUUUUAGGCUAAACAGGCUCUCGUGUAAAGGGUGCCCAACUGGCAAAUUUUAACCUAAACCAGGUUCUUAGUCGCGGCUUUUUACUGUACAUAGCUGUAUAACCUGUGUUCAAUGCGCCUUUGGGGUUUCCUGAGGUGGAGUCCUGUUGCUUAUUCAGGGUGCUGUAACUUCAUUCACACUCUUGCGGUUUUAGUUCUUUCGUUGAAAGAAACGUAACUUUAUAGUAGGAAAUAGAACUGAUUGCUUUUUUUCCAUUUUGUUCAUAAUUCUAUGUAUAUUCAGUUUGAGAAUUAACAAAAGUUUUUUAAAUGUUCCAGUCAA